UACAAAUUUGCUAGGUAGCGUCAGCUAGCGCUAGUCGGCUGUAUCUGCCAAAACUCCGGUAUUUUUCAUCAUAUAGCUUGCCCUUAUUUUUAAAUAGUGAGCCAACAUGUUUUCAGCAAUUUUCUCUUGUCUCUGUGCAGCAGGCAUACACUGAGUGUACAAAACAUUAGGAACACCUUCCUAAUAUUGAGUUGCCCCCAAUUUUACCCCCAACAGCCUACAAUUUGUCGGGGCAUGGACUACAAGGUGUCAAAAGCAUUUCACAGGGAUGCUGGCCCAUUGUUGACUCCAAUGCUUCCCACAGUUGUCAAGUUGGAUGCAUGUACUUUGGAUGGUGGACCAUUCUUGAUACGCACAGGAAACUGUUGUGUGGAAAAACUCCAGCACCAUUGCAGUUCUUGACACACACAAACCGUUGUGCCUGGCACCUACAACCAUAUCCCGUUCAAAGGCACUUAAAUCUUUUAUCCGAAUGGCACACACAAACAAUCCAUGUCCCGAUAGUAUCAAGGCUUAAAAAUCCUUCUUUAACCUGUCUCCUCCCCUUCACCUACACUGAUUGAAGUGGAUUUAACAAGUGACAUCAAUAAGGGAUCAUAGCUUUCACCUGGUCACUUUGUCACUCAGUGUAUAUUGAGUCUCCAGUGUAUCUGUGCUCUGUACGGUGGACUAGUCUGAACUAGUCUCCAGUGUACCUGUGCUCUGUAUGGUACGAUGGGCCUGGCUGCUUUAUCACUGGCAGUGGGAGCAUGCUGUCGUAGCUGGGGUGGACUUUGGCCAGCCAAGCGGCCUCAUCCCACGCUGCUGAAGGUUCUUCAAGGGAGGGCCCCUGAGCUUCCAGUCCCACUAUCUGUCAUACUAUCCAGGUCUGUGCCCAAACAAUAAGGGCUUCUACUUUUAAAAAUCCUCUUUUCUAGAAACAAGUCUCUCACUGUUGCUGCUUGUUAUAGACCCCCUUCAGCCCCCAGCUGUGCCCUGGACACCAUAUGUGAAUUGAUCGCCCCCCAUCUGUCUUCAGAGUUCGUACUGUUAGGUGACAUAAACUAGGACAUUCUUAACACCCUAACCAUCCUACAAUCUAAGAUAGAUUCCCUCAAUCUCACACAAAUUAUCAAGGAACCUACCAGGUACAACCCUAAAUUCGUAACCAUGGGCGCCCUCUUAGAUAUCAUCCUGACCAACUUGCCCUCUAAAUACACCUCUGCUGUCUUCAACCAGUAUCUCAGCGAUCAAUGCCUCAUUGCCUGUGUGCGUAAUGGGUCCGCAGUCAAACGACCACCCCCAUCACUGUCAAACGCUCCCUAAAUCACUUCAGUGAGCAGGCCUUUCUAAUUGACCUGGCCCGGGUAUCCUGAAAGGAUAUUGACCUCAUCCCGUCAGUAGAGGAUGCCUGGUUGCUCUUCAAAAGUGCUUUCCUCAACAUCUUAAAUAAGCAUGCUUCGUUCAAAAAUGUAGAACUCAUUACAGAUAUAGACCUUGGUUUCACCCCAGACUUGACUGUCCUUAACCAGCACAAAAACAUCCUGUGGCGUUCUGCAUUAGCAUCGAAUAGCCCCCGCAAUAUGUAACUUUUCAGGGAUGUCGGGAACCAAUAUACUCAGUUAGGAAAGCUAAGGCUAGCUUUUUAAAAUAGAAAUUUGCAUCCUGUAGCACUAAUUCCCCAAAAUUUUGGGACACUGAAGUCCAUGGAGAAUAAGAGCACCUCCUCCCAGCUGCCCACUGCACUGAGGAUAGGAAACACUGUCACCACCGAUAAAUGUAUGAUAAUUGAUAGUUUCAAUAAGCAUUUUUCUACGGCUGGCCAUGCUUUCCACCUGGCUACCCCUACCCCGGCCAACAUCUCAGCACCCCCUGCAGCAACUUGCCCAAGACCCCCCCGCUUCUCCUUCACACAAAUCCAGACAGCUGAUGUUCUGAAAGAGCUGCAAAAUCUUGAUCCCUACAAAUCAGCUGGACUAGACAAUCUGGAACCUCUCUAAAAUUAUCCUCAAAUUCUUUCAGCCCCUAUUACUAGCCUAUUCAACCUCUCUUCGUAUCGUCUGAGAUCCCCAAAGAUUGGAAAGCUGCCGCGGUCAUCUUCCGCGGUCACCAUCUUCAAAGGGGGGGACACUCUAGACCCAAACUGUCAUAGACCUAUAUCCUGCCCUGCCUUUCUAAAAUCUUUGAAAGCCAAGCUAACGGAUCACCGACCAUUUCGAAACCCGUCGUACCUUCUCCACUAUGCAAUCUGGUUUCCGAGCUGGUCAUUGGUGCACUUCAGCCACGCUCAAGGUCCUAAACGAUAUCAUAACCGCCAUCGAUAAAAGACAGUACUGUGCAGCCGUCUUCAUCGACCUGGCCAAGGAUUUCGCCUCUGUCAAUCACCGCAUUCUUAUCGGCAGACUCAAUAGCCUUGGCUUCUCAAAUGACUGCCUCGCCUGGUUCACCAACUACUUUUCUGACAGAGGUCAGUGUGUCAAAUCGGAGGGCCUGUUGUCCGGACCUCUGGCAGUCUCUAUUGGGGUGGCACAGGGUUCAAUUCUCGGGCAGACUCUUUUCUCUGUAUACAUCAAUGAUGUCGCUCUUGCUGCCGGUGAUUCUCUGAUCCACCUCUACGCAGACGACACCAUUCUGUAGACAUCAAAUCAAAGUUUUUGUCACAUGCGCCGAAUACAACAGGUGUAGGUAGACCUUACAGUGAAAUGCUUACUUACCAAUAGUGCAAAAAAGGUAUUAGGUGAACAAUAGAUAUGUAAAUAAAUAAAAACAACAGAAAAAAGGCAGUGAAAAACAGUAGCGAGGCUAUAAAAGUAGCAGGGCUACAUACAGACACCAGUUAGUCAGGCUGAUUUGAGGUAGUAUGUACAUGUAGAUAUGGUUAAAGUGACUAUGCAUAUAUGAUGAACAGAGAGUAAAAGUCGAGUAAAGAUGGGUUGGCGGGUGGCGGGACACAAUGCAGAUAGCCCGGUUAGCCAAUGUGCGGGAGCACUGGUUGGUCGGGCCAAUUGAGGUAGUAUGUACAUAUGUACAUGAAUGUAUAGUUAAAGUGACUAUGCUUAUAUGAUAAACAGAAAGUAGCAGCAGCGUAAAAGAGAGGUUGGGGAGGGGGGGACAAUGCAAAUAGUCCGGGUAACAAUUUGAUUACCUGGUUCAGGAGUCUUGUGGCUAGGGGGUAAAAACUGUUGAUAAGCCUUUUUGUCCUAGACUAGGCACUCCGGUACCGCUUGCCAUGCGGUAGUAGAGUGAACAGUCUAUGACUGGGGUGACUGGGCUAUUUAAAAAAUUUUAGGGCCUUCCUUUGACACUGCCUGGUGUAGAGGUCCUGGAUGGCAGGCAGCUUAACCCCUGUGAUGUACUGGGCCGUACGCUCUACCCUCUGUAGGGCCUUGCGGUCGGAGGCCGAGCAAUUGCUCUACCAGGCAAUGAUGCAACCAGUCAGGAUGCUCUCGUUCUUGCAGCUGUAGAACCUUUUCAGGAUCUCAGGACCCAUGCCAAAUCUUUUUAGUUUCCUGAGGGGGAAUAGGCUUUGUCGUGCCCUCUUCACGACUGUCUUGGUCUAUUUGGAACAUCUGGCCCUUCUUUGGACACUGUGCUAACAAACCUCCAAAUGAGCUUCAACGCCAUACAACACUCCUUCCGUGGCCUCCAACUGCUUUUAAAUGCUAGUAAAACUAAAUACAUGCUCUUGAACCGAUUGCUGCCCGCACCCUCACGCCCGACUAGCAUCACUACUCUGGAUGGUUCUGACUUAGAAUAUGUGGACAACUACAAAUACCUAGGUGUCUGGUUAGACUGUAAACUGUAAAAUCCUAAAUUAAAUCUAGAAUCGGCUUCCUAAUUCGCAAACAAAGCCUCCUUCACUCAUGCUGCCAAACAUACCCUAGUAAAACUGACUUUCCUACCGAUCCUUGACCUCGGCGACGUCAUUUACAAAAUAGCCUCCAACACUCUACUCAGCAAAUUGGAUGCAGUCUAUCACAGUGCCAUCCGUUUUGUAACCAAAGCCCCAUAUACUACCCACCACUGCGACCUGUAUGCUCUCGUUGGCUGGCCCUCACUACAUAUUUGUCGCCAAACCCACUGGCUCCGGGUCAUCUACAAGUCUUUACUAGGUAAAGCCCCGCCUUAUCUCAGCUCACUGGUCACCAUAGCAACACCCACCCGUAGCAACACCCCACUGGUCAUCCCCAAAGCCAGCACCUCUUUGGCCGCCUUUCCUUCAAGUUCUCUGCUACCAAUGACUGGAGCGAAUUGCAAGAAUCACUGAAGCUGGAAUCUUAUCUCUCCCUCUAUAACUUUAAGCAUCAGCUGUCAGAGCAGCUUAACGACCACUGUACCUGUACUCAGCCAAUCUGUAAAUAGCACACCCAACUACCUCAUCCCCAUAUUAUUACUUACCCUCUUGCUCUUUUGCACCCCAGUAUCUCUACUUGCACAUCAUCAUCUGCAUAUCUAUCACUCCAGUGUUAAUGUAAAUUGUAAUUAUUUUUCCUCAAUGGGCUAUUUAUUGCCUACCUCCUUACUCUUCUACAUUUGCACACACUGUACAUAGAUUUUUCUAUUAUGUUAUUGACUGUACGUUUGUUUGUAACUGUUGUUUUUGUCGCACUGCUUUGCUUUUAUCUUGGCCAGGUCGCAGUUGUAAAUGAGAACUUGUUCUCAACUGGCCUACCUAGUUAAAUAAAGGUGAAAUAUAAAAUGUAAUUUAUUAAUAGGGGGAUGGUAGACCGGGGUGGCAGGGGAGGAAGUGCUGCACCAGCAGACUGCGAGUCAGUUGUGAUUCAGACAGUCUGUGUCUGAGCGUCACAUGUUUUUUUUCUCUCUCCACUGAUCUUUAUGAAUCUCUCUCUGGUCUCUGGGUAGACCAGGGGGGUUUAAGGACAUGUCAGCACAUAGCUCAGCUCCACGUGGCUGCCGGGCUCCUCCCCCUCUGAGCCAGAAGCACAAUGGCUGACCUAUCUCCUCCCCUUCUCUCUCGCACCCUCUCUGCUGCUGCUUCUGUGGCAUACCCCCCCUCUCCCCCAGGAAGAGGCUGAAAUGUUUUGUAGUGCGUGAGUACAGAAUGACAGAAGAGCAGCUGAGAGAGAGAUACGGGGGGGGGUUACACUAGUCAGAGCUCAUUUGUUAAAGUUUUGAAUAGUUUUUUUUCUCCUUUUUUUCUGGAGUUGCUCCUCCCUCUUUCCCCCUCUAUUUGGCCCCCUUUGACUGUCUGUAGUUCGGUGCUCAGUGGGCGGGGGCGCUUGCAUUCCAGUGCUGCAGCUCCACAAGGCCAGUCACUCUGGCUUCUCUCUCGCUCGCUCUCUUUUUGUCUUUUGUCUCUCCCUCUACGUGUGUGUGUGUGUGAGAGCUGGGAACAAGGCUCUGCCCUGCUGGCUCUGCGAGUUGUUGAGGGAGUAGGCUACGUGCGCUAUCCCAACCACGGUUGCAAAAGCAGCCUACUUGCUGGGAGAGGCCUGCAGGCCGACAGCUCAACUCCGGCCCCAGGAUGAGAGAGGCCUGCUAAGGGCUCUGGAGCCUGUCCGCGUCAGAUCAUAAUACGAGACCCUAACCAGGGUGGUAAAGACAUCACUGAGGAGAUUAUGUCAGGGGGCACCCGCAGUGGCACCACCCCCACACCCCCACAGGUGAGCGACGACUCUUCAGAGUCGUCUAUAUCUGGAUCAGAGGGCCCAGCCAUUGCCCAGGCAGACUGGGAGAACGUGACACCUGUCGUGGUCAGACCAGAUGACCGAGGGAAACCUGCAGCCACUCUCAUAACUGGCCCCCCAGCCCCGUCUAAAACCCCUGAACUGGUCAAGACUUCCCCUGCCCCAACAGAGGUCAAACUCCCAGACACAAACAGUAAAUCCCCUUCCUUAUCCCAGGACCUACUCUCACCCCCGUCGGUAACUACCACCCUCCACACUACUGUCCCUACUACCCCCCAACCCUCAACUUGUCCCAUUGGAGACAUGAUGGAGGCUCCAGUCCCAGCCGCUGUUCCAGCCCCAUCUGCCCCUGAAGUGCCCGCUUACCCUGCACCCCUGCCUGAACCCCGCCCCACUCCUGCAGCUGAGGAGCAUCCCUCAGCUGCCAAGGAGGAGCGGGAGGAAGUGAAGGAGAAAGAGGAGAUUAAAGAGGUGGCAGAGGCUAGGCAGGAGGGGACUACAUCAUCCAAACCUGAGCCUUCCCUUGCUCUGGUGACCACCCCUAGCAGCAGCACUAAUGGUAUCUCUGCCAUCCAGCCAACCCCAGCCAAGGAGGAGGAGCCAGCAGCCCUGUCCAUCAACAUGCCCACCCCCCAGGCAGCAGAACCCCCCCUGGAGUCUCCCAUCGCCCAGCCAGAGGAGCUCAGGCUGCCCAAUGGCCUGCCGCUCCCCAGCCCCCAGGACCCUGAGAAGAUGUGUGCGGAGUUGUCGGAGUGUGACGUCAGCCCCAUCGCUGAGCCUGAGGUGGCCCAGUUACAGAGCGAGGCACCCAUGCCUAAACCGACGCCUGUUGCAGUCACAGCAAUGUCCGCCCCCGUUGUCAAGGUGACGCCCGCCCCCGUUGCCCAGGCGACGCCUGUCCUAGCUGAGACUGCUACUACUACAGUUGUAACUGCUCCCCGUUUGGAAGACGAGAUGGACUCUCCACCACCACAGAGCACCACCCCAGCCGGGGAGAGUUCUAUGCAAGCUGCUGUUUCUGUGCCAAAGAAAAAGAGGAAGAUGAAGGAUCUGAACAAGAAGGAGGCUGUUGGGGACCUCCUGGAUGCCUUUAAGGAGGAGCAGGUAGUGGAGAGCCCUCCUGAGCCAGAGCAGGCCACACCCACUUCUGCCUCUGACGCUAAGGAGCCCCGCCCAGCCGACACCCCUGCAGUCGAAGAGGUGGAUGAGACGUGGGAGGAGAAGGAGGACAAACUGGAUGCAGAGAAUAUCGAACCCAAGCCCGGGGAUCUGAAGUACCAGUACAAAGAGGAACUAUGUAGGCCUAUAGACCCAGAGGAGAAGAAGAGGUAUGACAGGGACUUCCUGCUGGGCUUCCAGUUCAUCAGUGCCGCCAUGUCCAAGCCUGAGGGCCUGCCUCAGAUCAGUGACGUGGUGCUGGACAAGGCGAAUAAGGCCCCUCUCCGCCAGCUGGACCCCAGCCGUUUGCCAGGGAUGAACAUGGGCCCCGACUUCACACCCUCGUUUGCCAACCUGGGCAGGCCUGGAAUGGGAGGAGGAGGUGGUGGAGGUGGAGGUGGCCACAGAGGAGGACCACCCUCUGGUAUGGGUGGUGGAGGACCGCGUCGCUCCCAGCAGGGCCAGCGUAAGGAGCCCAGGAGGAUCAUCAACAUCUCUUCAUCUCUGACUGAAGACGUGAAGCUCAACAAGGCUGAGAAGGCCUGGAAGCCCGCUGUCAAGAAGGCUGCCAGUGGGCAAGCUGCUCCUGAGGAGGAGAGCGACGACUCGGAAGAGGCCAAGACCCAGGAGCUGUUCAAGAGGGUCCGUAGUAUCCUGAACAAGCUGACCCCUCAGAUGUUCCAACAGCUGAUGAAGCAGGUCACAGAGCUGACCAUAGAUACAGAGGAGAGGCUGAAGGGAGUGAUAGAUCUGAUCUUUGAGAAGGCCAUCUCUGAACCCAACUUCUCCGUGGCCUACGCCAACAUGUGCCGCUGCCUUAUUGGGCUCAAAGUCCCCACCACAGACAAGCCGGGAGUCACUGUGAAUUUCCGCAAGCUGCUUCUGAACCGCUGUCAGAAGGAGUUUGAGAAGGACAAGGACGAUGAUGUCAUCUUUGAGAAGAAGCAGAAAGAGCUGGACGCUGCAGCCACGGAGGAGAAGGAUCGCCUGAAGGCAGAGCUGGAGGAGGCCAAAGACCAGGCGCGGCGGCGGUCGCUAGGCAACAUCAAGUUCAUUGGUGAGCUGUUCAAGCUGAAGAUGCUGACAGAGGCCAUCAUGCACGACUGCAUCGUCAAGCUGCUGAAGAACCAUGAUGAGGAGUCACUAGAGUGCCUCUGUAGACUCUUGUCAACUAUAGGGAAGGACCUGGACUUUGAAAAGGCGAAGCCACGUAUGGACCAGUACUUUGCCCAGAUGGACAAGAUCAUCAAGGAGAAGAAGACAUCGUCCAGAAUCCGCUUCAUGCUGCAGGACGUACUGGACCUCAGGAGGAACACGUGGGUCCCCAGGAGAGGAGAGCAGGGCCCCAAGACCAUAGACCAGAUCCAUAAGGAUGCUGAGCUGGAGGAGCACAGGGAGGUUCUCAAGGUGCAGCAGCAACUCCUCAACCAGAACACCCGAGGAGGAGGAGGAGGAGGAGGAGGACGUGGUGGUGGUGGAGGAAGAGAUCAGGGGAGCCGCGGGGGCCAACACCCCCAGACGGGCCAAAGGAGUCAGCCCCAGGACGAGGGCUGGAACACAGUUCCCAUCUCCACCAAGAGCAGACCCAUCGACACCAGCCGACUCAGCAAGAUCACUAAGCCCGGGGCUUUGGACUUCAACAACCAGCUGCUGGCGCCCCAGCUCGGGGGUAAGGGCAUGUGGGGCAGCUGGGGCAAGGGCAGCAGUGGAGGCACCACCGGAGCAAAACCCGCUGGUGAAGCCACCCCAGAGUCAGGAGGCCGCCCAGCCACCAGCACCCUCAACAGGUUCUCAGCAUUGCAGCCACAGCAGCCCUCCUCAGGGCCCUCACAUGACUCGGACAGAAGAGUUCCUCAGAGGAACAGCUCGAGUCGGGACCGUGGCAGCGACAGAUUCGAGCGCCAUGAUCGUGGCAGCAACGACCGCUUCGACAGGCGGGACGACCGGCGAGACGACCGGGACAGGAACCGGCCCACGGUCACCAAGCGUAGCUUUAGCAGGGAGACGGAUGAGCACAGCAGAGAGAGGGAGCACCGCGGCCCUGCUGAUCCUGUACGCCGCGUAGCCAGCAUGACCGACGACCGGGGCAGCAGAGACCGAGCCAGGAGCAAAGACAAUGUGAAGAGGGAAGCUGCUCCCCCUUCUGCCCAGAACAAACCUGCCUUGAGUGAAGAAAUGCUGGAAAAGAAGUCCACAGCUAUCAUAGAGGAGUACCUACACAUCAACGACAUGAAGGAGGCGCUGCAGUGUGUAGUGGAGAUGAACAGCACCCCACUGCUCUUUGUGUUUGUACGGAGCGGUCUAGAGUCCACUCUGGAGCGCAGCCCCAUCGCCAGAGAACGCAUGGGCCUGCUGCUGCACCAGCUGUACAAGGCGGGGACCCUGCCCAAAGAGCAGUACUACAGAGGGCUUCAAGAGAUACUGGAGGUGGCGGAGGACAUGGCCAUAGACGUCCCCCACAUCUGGCUCUACCUGGCUGAGCUCAUCACCCCUAUGCUUCACGAAGGAGGCAUCCCCAUGGGACAGCUCUUCAAGGAGAUAUCCAAGCCCCUGGUUCCUCAGGGGACGGCUGGAGUUCUGCUGGUCCAGAUCCUCACCUUACUCUGCAAAGGAAUGAGCCAUAAAAAGGCAGGUGCCAUGUGGAGGGAGGCGGGGCUUAGCUGGAAAGACUUUCUGCCUGAGGACGAGGACGUCAACAAGUUUGUGACAGAAAAGAAUUUGGUGUUCACCCUGGAAGGAGGAGAAGAUGAUGAGACAGAGAAGAGCAGUAAGAAAGAGCUGAGCUCAGAGGAGCUGACCAAACAGCUGGACAGACUCAUACAGGACAAGGCUGUCAACCAGAGGAUCUAUGAUUGGGUCGAGGCUAACCUGGACGAGACGCAGAUGUCCUCCAACGUGUUUGUCAGAGCAGUCAUGACAUCCAUCUGCCAGUCGGCCAUCAUCUGUGAGAACCCUUACAAGUUGGAUGCGAAGGUGAUCACCCAGAGGGCCAAGCUGCUCCACAAGUACCUGAAAGAUGAGCAGAAGGAGCUGCAGGCUCUCUACGCCUUGCAGGCCCUCAUGGUGGAGAUAGAGCAGCCUGCCAACCUGCUGCGGAUGUUCUUUGACACGCUGUACGAUGAGGACGUGAUCAAAGAGGAGGCCUUCUACAAGUGGGAGUCCAGCAAGGACCCCGCAGAGAUGCAGGGCAAGGGUGUGGCCCUGAAGUCCGUCACCGCCUUCUUCACCUGGCUCCGUGAGGCCGAGGACGAGGAGUCUGACAACAACAGCUAGAACCUGCUCACCGGUGCCCCCUGGACUCUGGGAAAGACCUGCAGGAGAAAAAAGAACAUCCUGUUGAUGAUGAUUCAGGAACAUGGGGCGUUAAAAAAAAGAGGAAAAAAUCAGCUAGGAGAUUCUACUACGGAUUGAACAUGCAAUCGUUUUUUGUUUUAUUUUCUUCAGUUUUGUUUAUUUUGCGCUGCCGAAUGUGUUUGAACUAAAUUGAGAAACUAAUUGCGAGAGAGCGAUAAGCGUUACAACAAGCUGUAGGGGUGGCUGUUUCCUUCAGUGUUUUGAGGUUUUAUCCCUUGUUUUAAAGGCGUCACGUUGCCGUAGCAACACUAUUCAUGAUGUUUAGCAAAACAACAAAAGAUUAAAUCCCCAACAGACCGAACUAAUAAAGGCUGCUCAUAUAUAUUUUUGAUUACAUCAUAUAUCCUGUUGAAUGAGACAUGAUGGCCAUCAUGUUGUAUGUAUGAUUCUAUACGACUCUGUCAGCGAUUUAGCUCUUUCUUUUUGAGUUUAGGAUGAUUGAAGUGUUUCUUUUUUUUAGAUAAAAGAAAAUCUGUAUAAAGAAAAGUGGACAUGCUGGAGCUCGCGUUCUUUGAACAUUACAGUGUGUAGUCUUUGAGACUCCUGUGGACUUCCUGUCUGGUGGAGAGGGACAGUGGGGCGAUGGACAAUGACCUUUUGCUGCUGGGGGUCACAAUGCUUCCUUAUGGCCAUGCUCGCCAACCCCAUUUUGUCCCGUGUUACAUUUCUCCUACACUUCCAAAAACUGUGGGUCUGGAAAGGGAGAACGGGCUUGCAACGACGUGGAUUUUUAAAAAGACAAAAUCAUCAUUCAAACUUGAAAGGUAUAUAUAUAAAUCAUCUUUAAAAAAGCAAUUUCAAAAAGAGUAUAAAAUUACAUUCACGUUUCCUAAGGCUUUUUCUGCUUCCGUUUAGUGGAAAUGCAUUUCAGGAGAGUUAUGUAAUAUAUUGCUUUUUUUGUUUUGUUUUUCAAAAAUAAAAAUGCUAAUGUUAUGCCAUGUAUUUUUUUUUCUGAAACAGUGGCAGUUCUCUGUAUUUAUAUUUUUCUCUCCUCAGCUAGCAGGUGCUUGUAAUGCUCCACCUGAAGUCAUUGAUUACAAUUUAAUUGAAUAUUUUGUAAAUACUUUUUUGCUUUACUUUAUGAAGUAUUUAAUUAAGAAAAUGAAUGCCUCUUUUCAUAUCUGAAACUGGAAAAGAUAAUAAAGAACAUUGCAAAUAA
Molecule: messenger RNA, 11298 nt
Organism: Salvelinus fontinalis (brook trout)
Lineage: Eukaryota; Metazoa; Chordata; Actinopteri; Salmoniformes; Salmonidae
Product: eukaryotic translation initiation factor 4 gamma 1-like
Exons: 25
Coding region: 5559-10058 (1499 amino acids)
Cellular component (GO): eukaryotic translation initiation factor 4F complex
Molecular function (GO): mRNA binding; protein binding; translation initiation factor activity
Source: RefSeq, a predicted model, not a curated record